This is a messenger RNA of Batrachochytrium dendrobatidis JAM81, 1446 nucleotides long. RefSeq lists its product as uncharacterized. NCBI's taxonomy places the organism in Eukaryota, Fungi, Chytridiomycota, Chytridiomycetes, Rhizophydiales. Gene Ontology annotation, cellular component: nucleus. Gene Ontology annotation, biological process: proteasome-mediated ubiquitin-dependent protein catabolic process. Gene Ontology annotation, molecular function: ubiquitin binding. The coding region runs from base 1 to 1407 and encodes 468 amino acids. The transcript has 12 exons. The record is from RefSeq and is a predicted model, not a curated record.
AUGGACGAAAGCUCAAGCUAUGCAGACAGUGAAGCCCUUAUCAACUUUAUAGAGAUCACCGGAGCAGACUUUGAAACUGCUCAGCGAUAUAUUGAAUUUGCACAGGGCGAUGCAGAAGCCGCCGUCACUUUAUAUCUGGAAAGUGGUAGUAGCCUCGAUACACAUCAAUCAACAAUAAAUACUACUCCGAUCUCGAAUGCACCUCAGCGCAUGGCUCAUACCAAUGCUGAGCCUGCUGUAUAUGUUGGAUCUGAAUCUACUCAUCACAACCCAGAUCCUAUUCCAGCUCGUCGUAGUAUACUGAUUGGAGAUGAUACUGAAGAUGGGAAUGUGGUAGACACUAGUUAUCAAGUUCGAGGUCGUGCAUACAGGUCUUAUCCUAACUAUUCAACCGAUGAGACUUCACGAGAGCCGUUUCGAAACAUUGGCCAGGAGACUAUUCGAGAAACCACCAAUGCCAAUACUAGUGAUAGUAGACAAGAUAGGCUUGCAAUACUUUUUCAACCUCCAUUGGAUAUCAUGUUUCAAGGCAGUUUUGACGAGGCUCGCAAUUUGGCCCGUAAAACAGGGAAAUGGCUUAUGGUGGCAAUCCAUGACCCAAGCGAAUUUGCCUGUCAAGCCAUGAAUCGUGAUCUUUGGCGCAAUCCCAGCAAGUAUUUGCUUUACUCUGUCAAAGAUCUUGUUCGUGAGAAUUUUGUAUUUGUUCAGUUUGGAUCUCAAAGCUCUGAAGGAAAAAUGCACAUUAACUUUUACCCAAUCGAGAACUACCCAUAUAUUGGCAUUAUUGAUCCACUCACAGGUGAACGAAUUAAACUUUGGAGGGUUCAAAUUGAUCCAUCAGCGUUUAUGGUAGAAGUGGUCGAGUUUAUGGAUCGAUAUCAAACCCACCUUAGUAAUGAACCCACCUCCUCUGCAGCAAUUAGCGGUUUAAACAGUGCAUCCAACCCAACUACCAAGCAGUCAUCAAAGAUUAUAGAUCUUACAGAAGAAGAGCAGCUCAAUCUUGCAAUUUCUGCGUCUCUUGGUGAAGCUAAAACAGGCAAUCGUGACAUGGCAAAUACUACCAGUAACUUGAACGUCAUGCCACUUCCUAGUAAAGAUGAUCCAAAAUAUGCUUUGGCUGUGUUUAAACAGAUUGACGCAGUUCCAUAUGUAGAACCGACAGGAUCUCCAGAUACGAUUACACGAAUUCAAUUUCGACUUCCAAAUGGACAGAAAAGUGUAUAUCGGUUCCUCAAGUCCGACCUAGUUCGAAGAUUAUUUGAAUCCAUCAAAGCAGCGCACCCAGAAAUCACUCAGUCAUUUGAGUUGCUGCAUUUCCGGGACACUUUACUAAGAAAGAUGGAUCAAACAAUUGAGCAAGCAGGAUUGGUGAAUGUAGCGCUGGUAGUAGAUUUAUUUGAAUAAAGUGAUUCCAAAUGACUGUCGGACUGGAUUGACAGCAAC